Coccomyxa subellipsoidea C-169 is the source of this 897-nucleotide messenger RNA. RefSeq names its product Clavaminate synthase-like protein. The record is from RefSeq and is a predicted model, not a curated record. The transcript has 5 exons. The annotation marks the transcript as partial. Gene Ontology annotation, molecular function: oxidoreductase activity. Lineage: Eukaryota; Viridiplantae; Chlorophyta; Trebouxiophyceae; Coccomyxaceae.
UCAAAUGGACUGAAAUUGCAGGACCUGGCAAGGGAAGACUUCCCGCUGCCGACGCUAGGCCCAAAACUGGUGGCGUUCAGGGAAGAGGUCAGGACGGGCCGCGGUUUCCAGCUGUUCAGGGGGCUGCCUGUGGGAAAGUACAGCCGGGAGCAGACGAUGGCGGCCUACUGGGCGAUCGGCACGUACUGGGGCAAGGCGCAGAGCAACAACAAGAAGGGGCACCUCAUAGGCCACAUCAAGGACAUCGGCUACGACCCCUCCCAGCCCACCACCCGCCUCUACGCCACCCACGCAGCGCAGCCCUGGCACAACGACUCCAGCGACCAAGUCGCGCUGCUGUGCCUGAGCAAUGCACAGGAGGGCGGCCUGAGCGGCUGGAGCAGCAGCAUUAGCGUGCACAACGAGAUCGUGCGGCGGCGGCCGGAUCUGGCGCGGCUGCUGGCGGGACCCUGGUUCAUGGACCGCAAGGGGGAGGUGCCAGAGGGCAAGAAGGGCUAUUUCGAGCUGCCAGUCUUCAACUACCACGAGGGCUACCUGAGCGUGAAUUACUCGGACAAUUACUACCUGCUGAGUCAGCGAUUCGAGGAGGUGCCGCGGCUGACGCCGGCGCACUACGAGGCGAUGGCGCUGUUCAAUGAGCUGGCGGCCUCGCGCGAGCUGCGCCUGGAGAUGAUCAACAACCAGCUGCUCAACAACCACACCUGCCUGCACUACCGCUCCGCCUUUGUCGACUACCCGGACAGGAAGCGGCACCUGCUGAGGCUGUGGGUGGCGCCGCCGGUGGAGAGGCCGCUGCCGCAGUGCUACGCAGAGCUCUACGGCACCGUGAAGGUCGGGGACCGCGGCGGCAUCCGCGUCAAGGGCUACGAUGAGAAGAUCCCCUUGGAAGCUGAAUGA